Molecule: messenger RNA, 3290 nt
Organism: Homo sapiens (human)
Lineage: Eukaryota; Metazoa; Chordata; Mammalia; Primates; Hominidae
Gene: NUDT5
Product: nudix hydrolase 5
Exons: 11
Coding region: 517-918 (133 amino acids)
Cellular component (GO): nucleus
Molecular function (GO): hydrolase activity; ADP-ribose diphosphatase activity; nucleoside diphosphate phosphatase activity
Source: RefSeq, marked validated
GCCCAUCCUUUUAGCACCGCGAGAGGCGCCGGUGUUUCGAGCCGUGGCACCGGCAUCGGCUGACACUGCUGCCUCCAGCUAGUUAUUUCGUCCUCUUCCGUUCUUCACCCCUACACCUUGGAGGUGAACUUCUCACCUGAGGGCUGUAAAGACUCGUUUGAAAAUGGAGAGCCAAGAACCAACGGAAUCUUCUCAGAAUGGCAAACAGUAUAUCAUUUCAGAGGAGUUAAUUUCAGAAGGAAAAUGGGUCAAGCUUGAAAAAACAACGUACAUGGAUCCUACUGGUAAAACUAGUGUUUGGGAUGGGACCUUCAGUGCUUUUCCCAGCACUGUCUUCUUCAGUCUUUAGGACUAACCUUAGGAGGCAGCAGAGAGAGCUAUGCCAAAAGAACUUGGGAAUCAGUGAAACGUACAACCAGGAAAGAGCAGACUGCGGAUGGUGUCGCGGUCAUCCCCGUGCUGCAGAGAACACUUCACUAUGAGUGUAUCGUUCUGGUGAAACAGUUCCGACCACCAAUGGGGGGCUACUGCAUAGAGUUCCCUGCAGGUCUCAUAGAUGAUGGUGAAACCCCAGAAGCAGCUGCUCUCCGGGAGCUUGAAGAAGAAACUGGCUACAAAGGGGACAUUGCCGAAUGUUCUCCAGCGGUCUGUAUGGACCCAGGCUUGUCAAACUGUACUAUACACAUCGUGACAGUCACCAUUAACGGAGAUGAUGCCGAAAACGCAAGGCCGAAGCCAAAGCCAGGGGAUGGAGAGUUUGUGGAAGUCAUUUCUUUACCCAAGAAUGACCUGCUGCAGAGACUUGAUGCUCUGGUAGCUGAAGAACAUCUCACAGUGGACGCCAGGGUCUAUUCCUACGCUCUAGCACUGAAACAUGCAAAUGCAAAGCCAUUUGAAGUGCCCUUCUUGAAAUUUUAAGCCCAAAUAUGACACUGGCCAUUUUUGUAAACGAGACCACCAGGCCUUCUUCACUAAGACUUUGUAUUCAACUUAGUUUAAUGUAGAUUUGCCAUUAGCUUUUUCGUAAAAUAAAAGCACAGAACAGAUGUGGUGGUGGUAUGGAAUUGUAAUUACAGGUAGGUUGUGACCUUCCUUUAAAUUUGUUAUAACUCCAGCUAAAAUUAACAAAGAAUAUAAAUGCAAGUAUGUUUACUCCAAUUUUUUUAAAGCUCAACAGCAGUUAACUACAGCUCAGUUACUUUUCUAGUCCAGUCUGGUAGACAGGGGUAUUUGUAUAGAGAAAUAGACCUGAGUUCUCAAUUAGGUCAUUUCCACUCUCAACCCCCAAUAUAAAAUUCUAAGCUGGGUAUGCAAAUAACCAUGUACUCCGUUAGUGUUUAAAACAGCGUUAAAAAGAAAAAAAAGGCUUUUUGGCCUCUUCUAAUUGAAUUUUUACUAUGCAAAAUUUAUCUAGGGUAGUUGAAUCCAACUAGGGUAGGGUUCGAUAGAAUCCUCUACUAGUUUUCAGUUCAUCUAUUUACUGAGGCUGAACCAGCUUUUAAGUAAGGAAAACGGUUGACUCCAUUCACUACACCAAGGCUAGGAGACUAAUGAAAAUUCAGGUCCAUCCCGCAAGCAUCUGCACGUGCUUGAGGAUCUCUUUUCCUAUUCUUACCUCAAAGAGUACUUGAAGUUUCUGAAAACAAAUCUGUAAGACUGACAUGUUUGGGGCAGUAAUAUCUUGAUGUUAAACCAUGAACAGAACCAGCAAGAUCAGCCAGUACCUGAAACCCAAUACAGAGUAGUUCACAGCAAGAAGUACAGAUUGAUCUGGUUCCCAUGCCUGAAACCCUGUCAUCUAGCAGUUCUACCAGUGUUCCUGGGCCAUUUUCUUAGCUUCUUGAGUGAGUUUAGCUCUUUUUGUGUUGACUUUUAGGGCCUCCAGCAGCUCCAUGAUUUUCCAGGACUUUCCAGUCUGGCCCCCACGGAAUUCUCAGGAUGAUUCUCAUCCAGCCCUAAGUCAUGUUUCUAGCCUGGCUCCAGCGGGUAAGCCAGGCCCUGAGAACCAUAUGAAAGGGCUCUCCAGAUAAAAUCAGAGUGCUAAUGCCAGAAUGCUGCAGUAGCCUCCGUUUGUCCACAGGCUCACUGUCUGAGCCCAGGAUAUUUUUAUGAGUGAAACUGUAAGAUCUUUACACUGGACUUCCUAAAGAUAAAACAAUUAUGGAAAUACAGAACUUUACAGAUGAAGCUGUCUAGCCCUAUACAUGUGAAAAUUAAGAUCCAACUACUUCCUGUAAUGGUAGCCUUCCCCUAUGCCUCUAACCCUUUUUUAAAUCCUGAUUUCAAUCACAGGCAUUGUGAUUCUCCAAAGCUCUAACUCUUCCUUAGGUCUGAAAGCCACAUGCUAUCAAUCAUUGAAAUCAAGAGAGAAGGCAUCCGUAGACGGGCGCAGCCCAGUCUUUCCACAUAGCCCAGUUCCUCCCCAGCCACUCCCCAUGGGAAUGACCUCUGCAGCUGACCUAAGCUUAUCCUCUCCUUCUUCCUAAGAGUGCAACUUAGAAGUCAGAGCCAAAUCCUAGAAUGUAUCCCUAAAUGCCAUUUCUAUUUUUUAUAAACAUGAAAAGGUUGUGCUUUGGAAAUUCAGUCUGUUUGAGAACUGGCAGUCUGGCUGGCACUGUUUAAAAAUGUUUAUUUGCCCUGCAUUUAAAAACUGAAGGUUUCCUAUGUAUUAAAAGCCAUAUUUCCACCUUCUUAAGGGAAAAAAAAAUCGGACGUCAUAACACUGGGUGGAUGUUUUUAUGGUAACAGUGGUCUGAGGCCCUUGGCGGAUGCUCACCGAGCCACUGUCACUAUCCUGCCUGCCUUUAUCUGCCUUGCCCUGCGAUUAUUUGGCUUUGUAAGCAUAAGCUACGUAAGACAUACCACACCUAAGAAACUAAACAGCAAUGAAAACCCAUACUUCUGAAAAGGGUGUCUUUUAAAAAUUAAGUUUGAUCUUUUGGGAAAUAAAGCACAUAGUUUUCAAAAUGAUUUACCAAGAUCUAUGCUCUUUCAAAUGGAGACUGGGAUAUUGUUGUUUUGAGACCACUGUUUUCCUGUUUCCUCCCAAAUGUUAGUCACAUAUAUGAUUACCCUUAAGUUGGUCACUAUCUAUCUAUCUGUCAAUAAUUUAGGAUUAAAGUUUGAAGUGUAAUUACAUUUGACUUUUACAGGCAUCUCAGGGUGGACUUCUUAUGAAUACACUGAACCUAUACAAAUGAUCUUAGAAAACGUUUAAUAUCAGAUUUCUUUAUUUUUUCCAACACAACUGAAUCAGUUUUCUUAAAUAAAAGUUUAUUGUCUACUGUUUA